Messenger RNA from Cordyceps militaris CM01, 885 nucleotides. RefSeq names its product extracellular serine-rich protein, putative. Bases 1 to 885 code for a protein of 294 amino acids. The record is from RefSeq and is a predicted model, not a curated record. Lineage: Eukaryota; Fungi; Ascomycota; Sordariomycetes; Hypocreales; Cordycipitaceae. The transcript is spliced from 3 exons.
AUGAAGCUCACCACCCUAGUUUCUGCCUCGGCGGCAGCAGUAGGGCUGCUGGCAGACCCGGUCGUUGGCAGAGCAGUCCUGUAUUCCCGGGGCAUCACGAUCCGCAGAAAUGAGGCAAGCAAUGCCACGGCUGGCAACACACUCAUUCCCGUCGUCGUGGGCGGCCCGCAGGAUCUCUUCGUGCCGAAUCUCGUCCGCGCCAAUGUCGGCGACGUUGUGCAGUUCCAGUUCAGCAACGGGAACCACACGGUGACGCAGAGCGCCGAGGCCAAAGGGUGCGAGCCCUUGCAGGCGACGGAUCCCAAUGCCAUACACAGCGGCCACAUCCCGUUCCAGGCGGGCCAGGUGGACGUGGGCACCUUCAGCAUGGUCGUGCAGUCCACCGAACCCAUCUUUUUAUACUGCGCGACGGGCCCUCACUGCCAGACCGGCCAAGUCAUGGUCAUAAACCCUACCAAUAACAUUCAGCUUGCAAACUACGCCAAAGUGUCCCAGUCGACCACGGAGAGUGUUGACGGAGCGCAUGUUUCAGGCGGCAUCGUUGGCAAGAUUACGCUUGACAAAGCUGCCUUUGUCCCAGCACCACCGGAGGAGGGGGAAGCACCACCGGCAGGGGAAGCACCACCGGCAGAGGCAGCGCCAGCGAAGGAAGGUGAAGCACCGGCAAAGGAAGGGGAAACUCCGAAGGAAGAGGCACCGAAGGAAGAGGCACCGAAGGAAGAGCCAGCAAAGGAAGAGGCACCGAAGGAAGAGCCAGCAAAGGAAGAGGCACCGAAGGAAGAAGCAGCACCGAAGGAAGAAGCAGCACCGAAGGAAGAAGCAGCACCGAAGGGAGAAGCAGCACCGAAGGAAGAAGAAGCACCGCCAAAGGAAGAGGAAGCGUGA